Messenger RNA from Loxodonta africana (African savanna elephant), 1645 nucleotides. Its product is annotated as olfactory receptor 5T2-like. Lineage: Eukaryota; Metazoa; Chordata; Mammalia; Proboscidea; Elephantidae. Gene Ontology annotation, molecular function: odorant binding; G protein-coupled receptor activity; olfactory receptor activity. The transcript has a single exon. The record is from RefSeq and is a predicted model, not a curated record. Gene Ontology annotation, cellular component: membrane. Gene Ontology annotation, biological process: sensory perception of smell; G protein-coupled receptor signaling pathway. The coding region runs from base 16 to 960 and encodes 314 amino acids.
CCAUGAAGUGUCAACAUGAAAAAUGACACAGAAGUCACCACAUUUGUACUGAAGGGCUUCACAGACAAUCGUGAACUGCAGAUCAUCUUAUUUUUUCUAUUUCUAGCAAUCUACCUCUUCACUCUGAUUGGAAAUUUAGGACUGGUUGUAUUGGUCAUUGGGGAUUCCAGGCUCCACAACCCCAUGUACUAUUUUCUGAGUGUGUUAUCAUUCUUGGACGCUUGCUAUUCAUCAUCUGUUACCCCAAAUAUGUUAGUAGAUUUUAUGUCAAAGAAUAAAGCCAUUUCAUUCCUUGGAUGUGCAACACAAAUGUUUCUGGAUAUAACUUUUGGGACCACAGAAUGCUUUCUUUUGGCAGCCAUGGCUUAUGAUCGCUAUGUAGCCAUCUACAACCCACUCCUCUAUUCAGUUAACAUGUCACCCAGAGUCUAUGUGCCGCUCAUCAUUGCUUCAUAUGUUUCUGGUAUUUCACAUGCUAGGUUACACACAGUAGCAACUUUUAGCCUCUCCUUCUGUGCAUCCAAUGAAAUUAGACAUGUCUUUUGUGAUAUUCCUCCACUUCUUGCUAUCUCCUGUUCUGACACUCACAUUAACCAGCUUCUACUCUUCUACGCCGUGGGUUCUAUGGAGAUAUUCGCCAUCCUGAUUGUCCUAAUCGCCUAUGGUUUAAUUUUGUUGGCCAUUCUGAAGAUGCAUUCUGCUGAAGGAAGGCAAAAAGUGUUUUCCACUUGUGGCUCUCACCUAACUGGAGUGUCAGUUUACCGUGGAACAAUCCUCUUCAUGUACAUGAGACCAAGUUCCAGCUAUGCUUUGGAUCAUGACAUGAUAGUGUCUAUAUUCUACACUAUUGUGAUUCCCAUGGUGAAUCCCAUUAUCUACAGUUUGAGGAAGAAACAUGUAAAAGAAGCAAUAAAAAAAGUGUUUGGGAGAAAUUGGUUUAUCAAUAAAGUAUAUUUUUAACACUAAAAAUUAAAUUAAAAAAAAUCAAGAGCCAUAGCCUGUGUCUCAAUAUAAAGAUAUGAAAAAUUGAAAAAUUCAGUUUUAGUUUAUUAGUGUCUUUCCGUUCUUCUUGAAUAUUUUGAAAUAAAUAGUCAACCUGUAACCUCUGCUAUGUUAACACGUACAGAAAAACCAUGCCAUAAAUUUGCUUCUUACUUUGUUCAUGCUGAUAUAUGUACAUAUGUGCAGGUGUGUAUGGGUAUAUAUACAUACAUAUGUAUACACAUACAUACAAUGGUUCUGUUAUAUAUACAUGUGCACAUAUAUGUGUAUACAAUCAGUAUUUUUUAUAUUAUAAAAAGUACAAUCUGUUCUUAUACUUUAUUUUAUAUUAUAUUUCAUUUUUAUAUUAUAUUUUUAUAUUAUUUUUUUCACCUUCUUUCUUUUUUUUUUUUAAUUUUUAUUAAGCUUCAAGUGAACAUUUACGAUUCCAAUCAGUCUGUCACAUGUAGGUUUGCAUACAUCUUACUCCCUUCUCCCACUUGCUCUCCCCCUAUUGAGUCAGCCCUUACAGUCUCUCGUUUCGUGCCAAUUUUGCCAUCUUCCCUCUCUCUCUAUCUUCCCAUCCCCCCUCCAGUCAAGAGUUGCCAACACACUCUCCAGUGUCCACCUGAUUUAAUUAGCUCACUCUUCUUCAGCAUCUCUC